Gymnogyps californianus (California condor) is the source of this 2741-nucleotide messenger RNA. RefSeq names its product CAP-Gly domain containing linker protein family member 4 (gene CLIP4). Bases 117 to 2225 code for a protein of 702 amino acids. Gene Ontology annotation, cellular component: microtubule plus-end; nucleus; cytoplasm. Lineage: Eukaryota; Metazoa; Chordata; Aves; Accipitriformes; Cathartidae. Gene Ontology annotation, molecular function: microtubule plus-end binding. The record is from RefSeq and is a predicted model, not a curated record. Gene Ontology annotation, biological process: cytoplasmic microtubule organization. The transcript is spliced from 17 exons.
CAGAUUUAAUUCAGUUAGAAGAACAUAUGGCUGGCAAAUAGUUGCUCUAAGGCCUGAAAAGUUGCCUGGAAACAACACCGGGGUGGAGGUUACAACACUGUGUGGCUUUCUAGAAGAUGACCAUAGAGGAUCUUCCAGAACCUUCCUUAGAAGGAGAUUCCCUCAUUGAAAGAGAACGGUUCUUAUUUCCAAACUCUGAAACAUCUGUUACUUUUUCUGUUGCUGCAGCACCAAUGCCUUCAGACUGUGAGUUUUCCUUCUUCGAUCCCAAUGAUGCAGCAUGCCAAGAAAUACUUUUCAACCCCAAAACAUCAGUUUCUGAAUUGUUUGCUAUCUUAAGGCAGUGGGUUCCACAGGUCCAGCAGAAUAUUGAUAUUAUUGGGAAUGAGAUCAUUAAAAGGGGUUGCAAUGUGAAUGACAGAGAUGGACUGACUGAUAUGACUCUCUUGCAUUACACUUGCAAAUCAGGGGCCCAUGGUAUUGGUGAUGUUGAAACUGCUGUAAAAUUUGCGACGCAGCUCAUUGAUUUGGGUGCUGAUAGCAGUUUACGCAGCCGCUGGACAAAUAUGAAUGCCUUGCAUUAUGCUGCCUACUUUGAUGUUCCAGAACUUAUUAGUGUUAUUUUGAAAAAUGCAAAGCCAAAAGAUGUGGAUGCCACCUGUAGUGAUUUUGAUUUUGGAACAGCUUUGCAUAUUGCUGCAUUUAACCUAUGUACAGGAGCUGUCAAGUGUUUACUGGAACACGGAGCAAAUCCUGCCUUUAGGAAUGACAAAGGGCAGAUUCCAGCAGAUGUGGUUCCUGAUCCAGUAGAUAUGCCACUGGAAAUGGCAGAUGCAGCGGCCAGUGCAAAAGAAAUCAAGCAGAUAUUGCUGGAUGCAGUGCCUCUCUCAUGUGACAUCUCAAAAGCCAUGAUUCCAAACUACGAUCAUGUCACAGGCAAGGCCAUGCUUUUAUCACUUGGCCUGAAACUGGGAGAUCGUGUUGUUAUUGCAGGACAGAAGGUUGGUACGUUAAGAUUUUGUGGCACAACGGAAUUUGCCAGUGGACAGUGGGCUGGCAUAGAGCUGGAUGAACCAGAAGGAAAGAACAACGGAAGUGUUGGAAAAGUCCAGUACUUCAAGUGCGCAUCAAAACGCGGUAUCUUUGCACCUCUUUCUAAAAUAAGCAAGGCUUCUGAUCACAAAAAAAGCUCCGUACGAAGUUCUUCCAUGCGGUCUUCACCUUUGGUCAAAUCCAAGAAAAUAGAUGUGACGCACAUAACUUCCAAAGUGAACUCUGGCCUCAAUAUGGCAAAAAAAGACAGUGCUUCUGAAACCAACUUUAUGACUGCUAACAGGGGAAAAACUGUACCUGCAAAAGACGGUUUUCCUGGGUACAGCAGCUCUUCCUCUUCUACUGCCUCCUUGGAAGGCAAACAGAAUUACUCCAAGAAGCGGAACUCAACUAGCAGCAAUAAAAAGGCAGUGACUAGAUUGUCUUCUGCCUCAUCUAAAAUUAGUGCUGGGUUGUAUAGUUCUUCUCCAGCUACGAGGAAAAAUCCUUUUGACGAAGGAGAAAUUCAGGUUGGAGACAGAGUACUGGUGGUAGGACAGAGAACAGGCACUGUUAGAUUUUGUGGGACGACAAAAUUUGCACCAGGAUUCUGGUGUGGAAUUGAAUUGGACAAGCCUCACGGGAAGAAUGAUGGUUCCGUGGGAGGCGUUCAGUACUUCAGUUGUCUUCCCAGAUACGGUAUAUUUGCACCACCAUCUCGCGUACAGAGACUAACAGGUUCUCUGGAUUCUCUCACAGAGACUUCGUCAAGUAAAAUAAAUCACACUUUUCCAGGUUUUAGACGCAGUCUAAGCACCACUUCUGCAUCUUCACAAAAGGAGAUAAACAGAAGAAACUCCUUUGUUAGUAGAUCCAAGAGUUCUGUGUUACGGCGCAGCUGGAGUAAUACCACUACAGCCAGCACUGAGGGACCAGUGAAGCUGCAUGAAGGCUCUCAGGUCCUUCUGACCAGCUCCAAUGAAAUGGGGACAAUCAGGUACAUUGGUCCUACAGACUUUGCACCGGGGAUAUGGCUCGGACUUGAACUCAGAAGUGCCAAGGGAAAGAACGAUGGCUCCGUGGGGGAAAAGCGCUAUUUCACCUGUAAGCUGAACCACGGGGUCUUAGUUCGACCUAGCAGAGUAACCUAUCGUGGGAUUAAUGGGGCAAAACUUGUAGAUGAUAUUUGCUGAGUCAAAAUGUGCUCAUACAAUAGGAAAUAAGUAUUUAAAGCACACAAGACCCCAUCUAGAAUGCAAACUUAUUUUUAAACUAUUAAAUCUGCAUUUACAUUUUACAUAUAUAUAAGUAUAUAUAUGUAUGUGUGUGUAUAUAUAACAUAUAUUUUAAUAUAUAUACAUAAAAAAUAGAGAGAUUAAAAAAAGUUCAAUUGCAUUAAGAAGUAAAACCACUAUUCUGUUUCUCUUACUGAAACAGCCCUUGCCUGGGAAGGUUAUUGCAAAAGCAUCUUGGGUUUGAGAUGCCGUAUUAUUUGAAUAAUGUUCCAGUUAGUUAGAGAAUGCGAGUAUCUCCAACAUUCUCUAAAGUUGCUCUGUGAUUCAUGCAGUAUUUAAACGAUUUUCCUCCAUGUAGUAAUGAACUGAUAAUGCUUUGUGCAUUGCCUGCUUUUGACAGAGGAGGUGGUUAAUGAGUGACAUUAGUCUGGUUACCAGGCACUUUGUCAAUUCCAAUACCAGCUGCUAGCAAUA